Mauremys reevesii (Reeves's turtle) is the source of this 570-nucleotide messenger RNA. RefSeq names its product proteasome assembly chaperone 1-like. The transcript has a single exon. The record is from RefSeq and is a predicted model, not a curated record. Gene Ontology annotation, cellular component: endoplasmic reticulum. The annotation marks the transcript as partial. Lineage: Eukaryota; Metazoa; Chordata; Testudines; Geoemydidae. Gene Ontology annotation, molecular function: proteasome binding. Gene Ontology annotation, biological process: proteasome core complex assembly.
UUAAUAUCUGAUCCAACAGUAUUGUUGUGCCACUGCAAUUGCUAUGUGGCUGAAGAUCAGCAAUUUCAAUGGCUUGAAAAGGUUUUUAGCUGUAUGCGGGAGGAGGAUCUGCAAGUAACCAUUCUUUCAACAUGUCCCGUAACUGAUUAUAAAACCCCUGAAUCCACUUUAACACUUCCUUCUCCUUUUCUGAAAGCUUUAAAGACAAAAGAUUUCAAAGAGACCAUCUGUUGUCCACUGCUGGAGCAGCCAAAUAUUGUACAGGGUCUCCCUGCUGCUGUUCUGAGUUAUUGUCAAGUAUGGCAGAUUCCUGCAGUGCUGUAUCAGUGUUACACGGAUGUCAUCAAACUGGACACUGUUACAAUUGAAGCAUUCAAGCCUGUGCUUUCUUCUAAGAACCUGAAGAGUUUAGUCAAGGAUAUGUCCAGAAGUGCAGAGAUACUGAAGAAAUUAGUGACAACCAAUGAAAUUCAUAACAACAUCUAUACUUAAAGAUAAAGUGGACACUUAUCACCAACCAGUACAUUGAAGUCUGAUGUGUGCUUUUGUCAACUCCAAUUGCUUAUUUGA